Molecule: messenger RNA, 4406 nt
Organism: Propithecus coquereli (Coquerel's sifaka)
Lineage: Eukaryota; Metazoa; Chordata; Mammalia; Primates; Indriidae
Gene: ABCC4
Product: ATP-binding cassette, sub-family C (CFTR/MRP), member 4
Exons: 31
Coding region: 1-3975 (1324 amino acids)
Biological process (GO): transmembrane transport
Cellular component (GO): plasma membrane
Molecular function (GO): ATP hydrolysis activity; ATP binding; ABC-type transporter activity
Source: RefSeq, a predicted model, not a curated record
AUGCAGCCCGUGUACGCGGAGGUGAAGCCCAACCCGCUGCGGGACGCGAACCUCUGCUCGCGCGUGUUCUUCUGGUGGCUCAAUCCCUUGUUUAAAAUUGGUCAUAAACGGAGAUUAGAAGAAGAUGAUAUGUACUCAGUGCUCCCUGAAGAUCGCUCUAAGCACCUUGGGGAGGAGCUGCAAGGGUUCUGGGAUAAAGAAGUUUUAAGAGCCAAGAAUAAUGCACAGAAGCCUUCUUUAACAAAAGCAAUCAUAAAGUGUUACUGGAAGUCCUAUUUAAUUUUGGGGAUUGUCACAUUAAUUGAGGAAUCCAUCAAAGUAAUUCAGCCCAUAUUUUUGGGGAAAAUUAUUAAUUAUUUUGAAAAUGAUACUGCGGAUUCUGUGGCUUUGCACACAGCUUAUGCCUGUGCCACGGUGCUGGUUGUCUUGACACUGUUUUUGGCCAUACUGCACCACUUAUAUUUUUAUCAUGUUCAGUGUGCUGGGAUGAGGUUAAGAGUAGCCAUGUGCCAUAUGAUUUAUCGGAAGGCACUUUGUCUUAGUAACAUGGCCCUGGGGAAGACAACCACAGGCCAGAUAGUCAAUCUGCUGUCCAACGAUGUGAACAAGUUUGACCAGGUAACCAUCUUUUUACACUUUCUGUGGGCAGGACCACUGCAGGCCAUUGCAGUGACUGCUCUGCUCUGGAUGGAGAUAGGAAUAUCGUGUCUCGCUGGGAUGGUGGUUAUAAUUAUUCUUCUGCCUUUGCAAAGCUGUCUCGGGAAGUUGUUCUCAUCACUGCGGAGUAAAACUGCAGCUUUCACGGACACCAGGAUCAGGACCAUGAAUGAAGUUAUAACUGGCAUAAGAAUAAUCAAAAUGUAUGCUUGGGAAAAGUCAUUUGCGGACCUUAUUGCCAAUUUGAGAAGAAAGGAAAUUUCCAAGAUACUGAGAAGUUCCUACCUCAGAGGGAUGAAUUUCGCAUCAUUUUUCACCUCAAACAAAGUAAUUGUGUUUGUGACUUUCACCUGCUACGUGCUCCUUGGCAACGUGAUCACAGCCAGCCGGGUGUUUGUGGCAUUGACGCUGUACGGGGCUGUGCAGUUGACUGUCACCCUCUUCUUUCCCUCUGCCAUCGAGAAGGUGUCAGAGGCGAUCGUCAGCAUCCGAAGAAUCCAGAGCUUUCUGUUACUUGACCAGAUAUCACAGCGCAACCCUCAGCUGGUGUCGGAUGGUAAAAGGAUAGUACACAUAGAAGAUUUUACUGCUUUUUGGGAUAAGGCAUCAGAAACCCCAACCCUACAAGGCCUUUCUUUUACCGUCAGACCUGGUGAAUUGUUAGCUGUGAUUGGACCCGUGGGAGCAGGAAAGUCAUCGCUGUUAAGUGCUGUGCUUGGGGAGCUGCCGCCAAGUCAGGGGCUGGUCAGCGUGCAUGGAAGAAUCGCCUAUGUUUCUCAGCAGCCCUGGGUGUUUUCAGGAACUGUGAGGAGUAAUAUUUUAUUUGGGAAGAAAUAUGAAAAGGAACGAUAUGAAAGAGUAAUAAAGGCUUGUGCUUUGAAAAAGGAUUUACAGCUUUUGGAGAAUGGGGACCUGACUGUGAUAGGAGACAGGGGAACCAACCUGAGUGGAGGGCAGAAGGCGCGUGUGAACCUCGCAAGAGCAGUGUAUCAAGACGCCGACAUCUACCUCCUGGACGAUCCUCUCAGUGCGGUCGAUGCGGAAGUUGGCAAGCACUUGUUUGAACUGUGUAUUUGUCAAACCUUGCAUGAGAAGAUCACAAUUCUGGUGACUCAUCAGUUGCAGUAUCUCAAAGCAGUGAGUCAGAUCCUGAUACUGAAAGAUGGUAAAAUGGUGCAAAAGGGGACUUACACUGAGUUUCUGAAAUCUGGGGUCGAUUUUGGUUCCCUUUUAAAGAAGGAAAAUGAGGAUACUGAACAGCCUCCGGGUGCAGGAUCUCCCACGCUAAGGAAUCGGACCUUCUCAGAGACUUCGAUUUGGUCUCAACAGUCAUCUCAGCCCUCACUGAAAGACGGUGCUCCAGAGAGCCAAGACAAUGACAACGUACAGGUAACGCUGUCAGAAGAGAGCCGAUCUGAAGGAAAAAUUGGUUUUAAGGUGUAUAAGAAUUACUUCACAGCUGGCGCACACUGGAUUGUCAUCAUUUUCCUCAUUCUUAUAAAUGCUGCAGCUCACGUUGCCUUUGCUCUUCAAGACUGGUGGCUUUCUUACUGGGCAAACAAACAAAGUAUGCUGAAUGCCACUGCAAAUGGAAGAGAAAAUGUAACUGAGAAGCUAGAUCUUAACUGGUACUUAGGAAUUUAUUCAGGUCUAACUGUAGCUACUGUCCUCUUUGGCGUAGCAAGAUCUCUGUUGGUAUUCUACUUCCUUGUUAAUUCUUCACAAACAUUGCACAACAAAAUGUUUGAGUCUAUUCUGAAAGCUCCGGUAUUAUUCUUUGAUAGAAAUCCAAUAGGAAGAAUUUUAAAUCGUUUCUCCAAAGACAUUGGACAUUUGGACGAUUUGCUGCCCACGACAGUUCUAGAUUUCAUCCAGUCAUUUCUACAAGUGGUUGUUGUGGUAGCUGUGGCCGUGGCCGUGCUUCCUUGGAUCGCGAUACCUUUGGUUCCCCUUUGCAUCAUUUUCAUUUAUCUCCGGCGAUAUUUCUUAGAAACAUCAAGAGACGUCAAACGCCUGGAAUCCACAACACGGAGUCCGGUAUUUUCCCACUUGUCAUCUUCUCUCCAGGGGCUCUGGACCAUUCGGGCAUACAAAGCUGAAGAGAGGUUUCAGGAACUGUUUGAUGCACAUCAGGAUUUACAUUCGGAGGCUUGGUUCUUGUUUUUGACGACGUCCCGAUGGUUCGCGUUGCGUUUGGAUGCCAUCUGUGCCUUAUUUGUCAGCAUUGUUUCCUAUGGGACCCUGAUUCUGGCACAAACUUUGGAUGCUGGACAGGUGGGCUUGGUGUUGUCCUACGCGCUCACCAUCAUGGGGAUGUUCCAGUGGUGUGUUAGACAAAGUACUGAAGUUGAGAAUAUGAUGAUUUCUGUAGAAAGGGUGAUUGAAUAUACAAACCUUGAGAAAGAAGCACCUUGGGAAUACCAGAAACGCCCGCCGCCGGCCUGGCCCCAUGAAGGAGUGAUUAUCUUUGAUAAUGUUAACUUCAUGUACAGUUUAGAUGGGCCUCUGGUACUGAAGCACCUGACAGCACUCAUUAAAUCACAGGAAAAGGUUGGCAUUGUGGGAAGAACAGGAGCUGGAAAAAGUUCCCUCAUUUCAGCCCUUUUUAGAUUGGCAGAACCUGAAGGUAAAAUUUGGAUUGAUAAGAUCUUGACAACUGAGAUUGGACUUCACGAUUUAAGGAAGAAAAUGUCAAUCAUUCCUCAGGACCCUGUUUUGUUUACUGGAACAAUGAGGAAAAACCUGGAUCCCUUUAAUGAGCACACGGAUGAGGAGCUGUGGAAUGCCUUAAAUGAGGUGCAGCUUAAAGAAGUCAUUGAAGAUCUUCCUGGUAAAAUGGAUACUGAAUUAGCAGAAUCAGGAUCCAAUUUCAGUGUUGGACAGAGACAACUGGUGUGCCUUGCCAGGGCAAUUCUUAGGAAAAAUCAGAUAUUGAUUAUCGACGAAGCGACAGCAAAUGUGGAUCCAAGAACUGAUGAGUUAAUACAAAAAAAAAUCCGGGAGAAGUUUGCCCAUUGCACCGUGCUAACCAUCGCGCAUAGACUAAACACUAUUAUUGACAGUGACAAGAUAAUGGUUUUGGACUCAGGAAGACUGAAAGAAUAUGAUGAGCCAUAUGUUUUGCUGCAAAAUAAAGAGAGCCUAUUUUACAAGAUGGUGCAACAACUGGGCAAGGCAGAAGCCGCUGCCCUCACUGAAAUAGCAAAACAGGUAUACUUCAGAAGGAAUUAUCCAGAUAUUGCCCAGACUGACCAUGUGGUAAUGAACACUUCCAAUGGACAGCCCUUAGCCUUCGCUAUUUUUGAGACCGCACUGUGAUUCUACCAAGAUGUCACACCUAUUCCGGAGGCAUUUUCUAAUAGUUUUUGCACUGUGUAAACUGCAUUGUACUUUUUAUACUCGAUCAACAAAUAUUUGUACAUAUGUGAUGUUAGUUCAUUUGGAUUUUCCCCCUCACUUCAUCCAGUGACGUCAAGCUCUAACAAAAUGGUUUAUUUUUAUUUAAAUGUUGGUUUUUUUAAAAUCCAAAUCAGAGGUGCAGGCCACCAACAAAGGGUGUCUACCAGGUUUUGUGCCUUAAGAGACUCCAGAGCCAAAGCUCAUUUUUAAGGAAUAGGGCAAAAAUUGGUACAGUUUUGGGUUUGUGUGUGUGUGUAUGUGUGUAUUACUACCCCCAAAAUUACACGUUAAUUUCCAGUUGUAUCAGGGAUUCUGUUUACUUGAAGACAGCGUGAAGUUGCCGUUUUGUC